UUUUCAUUCAAAGCAUUUACUACUACUAGAUCUACUACUGCUGCUACUACAGCCUCGCUGCCUGCACUGCCAUAUAGAAACCACUGCCUGUUCCUUCUCCUCCCUUCCUUCCCUUUCUCUCUACUUGGCAAUGCCUACUAUUUUGAAUGGUGGAAUGGCCGCGUCUCUCCGACUCGAGGACUCGCAACUGGCAGAGCUAAGCGCUCAGGCCAAGAAAGCUCCCAACUUUCAAGGCUACCUCUCCAAACUCGACACAGGGGGAAAGAGCAGCAAGAAAGCCGCGGCAAGCAAGAAAUGGUGUCUCCUACACCGUAACUUUCUCUUUUAUUAUGACAUUGAGACCUCUUCCCGUCCAACUGGUGUCCUCCUUGUCGAGAGCUGUACAGUUGGGUCAGUUGCUGUUGUCGACACUCUCCUGCCUGACUGCUUCCCGCAAGACAGAGAGGGAGGGUUUUUUAUAAGCACAGACUCACUGAAGCAGCAUAUAUUCAUAGCUGAGAGUCGAUCAGAGAGAGACAAAUGGAUAACAGCUAUUAGACGAUCAAGUAUGUUUAAGGUCCAGCAGGAGCUUGGUGAGUUACAGCAGAAGUACGAUCUACUCCGUUCGCAAUUCACAUCUACUUCUCGUGAGCUACAGUUUCUGAAAAGGCAGCAUUUUGAAUCUCAGGAAAAUAUAGCUCAUCUCAGAGCCUCUUUGAUUGUUCCUAGGCGCAGUGUCAGCAUAAGUUCUUCUCCUAGAACACCAACACCAGAACUUAACUCUUCAGAUCAAGAGGAAGAGAGUGCAAGGAUUCUACAGUCUCACAUACGUGGGUGGCUCAUUCGCCGUCGUUGGAAACAAGUGGUUCAUGCCUACACAAACUCGUCUCAUGCUGAACUGAUGAAGAAAAGAAAUCAAUUGAUAUGGAAGCUGGUUGAGUCAGAGCAGAAUUACGUGAAGCAGUUGGUGAUUUUGACUAGUGAGUUUCAGAACCAGUUCAACAUUGCAGCAGCAUCAAACAAGCCACCUUUAACAAUGGACCAAUCAGUUAACAUAUUUAGAAACUGUAAUGAACUGCUCUUGUUCCAUCAGUUGUUUUUGAGAGGACUCAGUAAUCAAGUGGAUAAAUGGCCAGUGGUGAUAUUAGGCGAUGUUUUAAAGUUAUUCUUCCCAAUGCUGUCUAUUUAUCAUCAAUACAUUGGCAAUCACACUCACGCUUUUGAAGUUCUGUUUGAUCUUAAGUUUCAACCAAAAUUCAAAGAGUUCUUGGAAAAGAUUGAGUCAAGGCACACGUGCGAUGGUCACAGGUUUGAAGAGCUACUGGUCUCUCCAUUGAAAAGAAUAACUUGUUAUAUUCAAGAUAUCCAAGAGCUAAAGUCCCACACUCCAAUAGAACAUGUUGAUUAUGCAGCACUGUCUGAAAUGGGGACUGAAUUGGAAUUGAUACACAAAGGUGUGACAGAUGAGGUGUCCUAUUCUGAAAAUAUUCGUAACGUCCUUAAAAUAGAGUCCAAGAUAGAAGGAGGUUGCCCUGUUUUGUUAGACAAGGAGCAGGCAUUAGUUAGAAAGGGUAUUCUCUGUAUCUGGAGACAGGAUGAUAAACUGCUCACUUUCUCCAGAAAGACAAGAAGGAGGCAGAACUAUUGCUUCCUAUUUUCAAAGCAUUUCCUAGUGACACAGAGAGUGGAGAAGAAAGGAGAAGAGGGAUACCGUCUGUUGAAAGAGAACGGGUUGCUCUCACUCGCUAAAUGUAGGAUACAUGAACAUGCACUCCCUGAGUAUCCAGAGUUACGUUUUCUCAGUUUUGGUCUUGAGAUUGAUGAUGGUUCACAGAGUCAGUCCAAGCAGAAGUUGAUAUUUAUUGCAAUGUCAGUGGCAGAGAAGGCACAGUGGAUAGCUGAUAUUGCUCAGUGUAUUGAAAAUGAGAAACAGAAUAAAAUACUUCAAAGCCAAAGUCAAGGGGAACCUGUUGAGCUCAAUUCAAAGUUUAUGCGAUACAGCACAUUUAGAAGCGGGAAAGAACAACUGGUCAGUUGUGGUAAUUUGGAUAGUUUGCUUCUCCGAUUGACUAAAGUCAGCUAUUUUGGUUUGGAUUUCCUCAAUACAUUUCUCACUACAUUCCCUCUAUUCACAACUCCACAGAAUGUAUUAGACUAUCUUAUUAAAAGUUAUCAUCAUUGUAUGGAGGAGAAAGCAAAAAAGUCUAUGAGUCUCUCCUUACCUCCUGAAGACUGCACUAGACACAGUAAGCAUCUUGUUACUCCUGUCCAUGUAUCAGCAUCAAACAGAACGACACUCCCAGGGAAUAAUCCCAGACUAUCACCAUUACCAACCUGUUCAUACAGUGGCAAUGCUAGUAAUAAAGGAAAGGUCAAUGGUGGCUCAUCCAGUGACAGUGGAAGUGUAUCUGGAAUAUUCUUUGCAUUAAAGCACUGGAUAUGCAAACACUUUUAUCAUUUCAGAGACUGUAAAUCACUUGAUGUUAAAUUACAAGAACUCCUGGAUACUGCCUGUCAUGAACCAACACUUACAUCAUCAGAAAAGAGAGUCAUCAUGGAAGUUUCACAGUUGUACAUGAUGCAGAAAAAUGACCACUCAGAGCCUGUGGCAGUACUGCAGUAUUUAUCACAAGAAAGAGAACAACUAUCUUCUUAUGAGAUUGUUUUGACAUGGCAACCAAGACAAGUAGCAGAGCAGUUGUGUCACAUUGACAGCAUCCUCUUCUGCCAAAUAGAAAAUGAUGAAUUGUUGAGACAUUUGACUUACAAGGGACAGGACAAGAAAGAAGUGUCUCCUAAUUUAGUGAGAAUAAUACAAUAUUUUAACAAAGUAAGAAAAUAAAAAAUGAAGAUUU
This is a messenger RNA of Amphimedon queenslandica, 2834 nucleotides long. Its product is annotated as ras-specific guanine nucleotide-releasing factor 1-like. Gene Ontology annotation, molecular function: protein binding; guanyl-nucleotide exchange factor activity. The transcript is spliced from 22 exons. Gene Ontology annotation, biological process: positive regulation of Rho protein signal transduction; small GTPase-mediated signal transduction. Bases 131 to 2821 code for a protein of 896 amino acids. Lineage: Eukaryota; Metazoa; Porifera; Demospongiae; Haplosclerida; Niphatidae. The record is from RefSeq and is a predicted model, not a curated record.